GCAGCAGCUUACUGUUGCUGCACUGUGUGAGGGAAUCUCUGACUUGGGGAUUAGAGAAGCAGUCAUCGGCCUUAUCCAUUUAAACCUUAAACGUGGUGGGUUUUUUUCACCAGCAGUUUUGCAUGCUGGACAGCUUCAGUUUCUCUGACCCUCUUCACCAGUCCACUGCAAACACAGAGGUGCUCUGGAGAGGAAAAGGGGCUUCACUCUCUGGAUAAGCAAUGGAUGUGGACCAUGGAUUCUAUCGGCAGGUGGAUGUCCAGGACCAUGCUCACUACAUCGUUGCCUUCUUUGUCUUGGUGAUUGGAACAGUGGGUGUUACUGGGAAUGCCCUGGUCAUGUACGCCUUUUUCUGUAACAAGAAGCUACGGACUCCCCCGAACUUUUUCAUCAUGAACCUGGCAGUCAGUGAUUUCCUCAUGGCAAUCACACAAUCACCCAUCUUCUUUGUUAACUCCCUUUACAAGGGGUGGAUUUUUGGUGAAACAGGCUGUAAAAUGUACGCCUUCUGUGGUGCUUUAUUUGGAAUCACUUCCAUGAUAAACCUUCUGGCCAUCUCUGUUGACCGCUACAUUGUCAUCACCAAGCCUCUGCGGGCCAUACAGUGGACUUCCAAGAGACGCACUUGUGUUAUUAUCGCUCUGGUCUGGCUGUACUCGCUAGCCUGGAGCCUUGCACCACUUUUGGGGUGGAGUUCGUACAUACCUGAAGGCCUGAUGACAUCGUGCACAUGGGACUAUGUGACAUCUACUCCUGCCAAUAAAAGUUAUACUUUGAUGUUAUGCUGCUUUGUAUUCUUCAUCCCUCUGGGCAUUAUAUCCUACUGUUAUCUGUGCAUGUUCCUGGCAAUCCGCCGUGCAAGCAGAGAUGUGCAGAAGCUGGGGUCUCAGGUCAGGAAAUCAACCCUGAUCCAGGAGCAGUCCAUCAAAACUGAAUGGAAGCUGGCCAAGAUUGCCUUUGUGGUAAUCAUCGUGUUUGUGCUUUCCUGGUCGCCCUAUGCAUGCGUCACCCUCAUCGCCUGGGCUGGAUACGGAAGCAUCCUCAAUCCCUAUUCCAAAGCCGUUCCUGCUGUUAUAGCCAAAGCGUCGGCCAUCUACAACCCUUUUAUCUACGCCAUAAUUCACUCGAAAUACAGGGACACCCUCGCAGAAAAGGUUCCCUGUCUUCAUUUCCUAUCGCAGUCCCCCAAGAGGGACUGCGUAUCAGUGUCACACAGUGACUCCUCCUUCAGAGACUCCAUGCUGAGCAGACAGUCAUCAAUCUCCAAAACCAAGUUUCACAGAGUAUCCUCAAUGUCUACGACAGACACACAGUUGUGGAGUGAUGUGGAGCUGGACCCUAUUGGCCACUCUUUGAGUUCCAGCUCUUCACUGGGAGCUCUUAGAGACAAAGGGGCUAAACAAAAAGAGGAAAAGGGAAGCCAAAGCCAGGAACAGACUCUCAUCCCUGGGGAAGGCUCACUGAACAGAUUUGACCACGGCCUGUCGCCUGCGUCCUUUACCGCAGGAGUGCCCUCGGCCUGGGGGAAGAGAAGGGAAGAGAAUCCUGAAAGCUGGAAUAAAAAGAAAAGAUGGCAAGAUGAGCAAGAGAAAGAGCGUGAACACCAGCAGAGGGAAGGACAACAAGUACAGAAGGAGAAGGAUGAGAGGAGGUCACAGAUCCUCAUCCAGCCAGACUCUCUGGACAAUAUUGUAUGGGGACUCUCCAAAACAAUCAUCAGAAAAAGGCCUUCUCUCUACUGUGGGGAACAACAGAGCACACGGAGGAGACAGACUGAGCUGUUGGUUAGUUUACAGCCUCUAGGCUGCAAUGCUCAGCUAUUGGAGUCUGUGCAGCGAUUUCUCUCCCCAACACCAGGAAGAUAAAUGUUGAUUAAGUUUAUUUAUCUAUGUGGCAGUUUGACAAUGUAAGUAAUGUGCGAUCAUGGGAGUUGUUACCUUCAUUUAUAAGCACCAUUUCCAGUGGAUGUGACUCAGGCAGAAAUGUUCAUGCACGAGGUAAAGUUUUUAUCUGUGCUGCGUUAUUGACGUUCUUUCCUCAGUCUGUGUUGACGGACACGCUGUACUGUUUGGUUAAAUCUAUGGAUUUCUCUGCUUUUGAACAUAAUAAAGUAA
Scatophagus argus is the source of this 2114-nucleotide messenger RNA. It is a transcript of the gene opn4xa, whose product is annotated as opsin 4xa. Gene Ontology annotation, biological process: visual perception; G protein-coupled receptor signaling pathway. Lineage: Eukaryota; Metazoa; Chordata; Actinopteri; Scatophagidae. Gene Ontology annotation, molecular function: G protein-coupled receptor activity. The record is from RefSeq and is a predicted model, not a curated record. Gene Ontology annotation, cellular component: membrane.